This is a messenger RNA of Eremomyces bilateralis CBS 781.70, 1611 nucleotides long. Its product is annotated as MFS general substrate transporter. Gene Ontology annotation, molecular function: transmembrane transporter activity. Bases 1 to 1611 code for a protein of 536 amino acids. The record is from RefSeq and is a predicted model, not a curated record. Gene Ontology annotation, biological process: transmembrane transport. NCBI's taxonomy places the organism in Eukaryota, Fungi, Ascomycota, Dothideomycetes, Eremomycetales, Eremomycetaceae. The transcript has 6 exons.
AUGGAAGUCAUAUCCCCUUCUGUCUCUGGAAAAUCGGCUCAACGCCAUCAUGUUACAGGAACAGUUGACUUGUACCUGAAUGGACAACAAAGACUCAUCCCAAUCCCAUCUUCAGAUCCACUUGCAGAUCCUCUGAACUUGCCACAAUGGAGAAAAUGGGCCUGCGUGGCAGCAUUAUGUCUUUUUGGAUCCAUUGGACUCACCGUUCAAGCCGGUAUUGCGGGCAUGAUUCCAGUGUUCAUUUUUGAAUAUUCGGGGCUCGACCCGAAGAUGCUCAAUCAAAUGUCUGGGUCCGGUCCAGUCCCGGCGCCUCCCCCCGGGCCGCAUGGUCACAAGAGUGCCGACAUGGCGAAGGCAUUUCCUGUGAUUCCAGGGAAGCCGACCUCUGCGCAAGUUAGCAUGUUGGGAUCGCUCCCUUCGCUCUUUUUAGGAUUGGCCAACUUCUUCACGAUUCCUCUAGCCAAUGCCAUUGGGCGGCGUCCUGUCAUGCUCCUGUCCGCUGUACUGGCCGCCGCCACACUACCAUGGGCGGCGGGAAGCACGAGUCUGGAAAGUCAUCUUGCCGCUAGGUGCAUCCAAGCUCUAGGCACUGGCGCCAUCGAAUCUCUGGUCCCGUUAAUACUCCAGGAUAUGUCGUUCAUCCAUGAACGCAACAAGUACAUUGGUUUUAUCUGGGCUAGCGGUGGGGUCAUGGCAUGCGGACUAGGUAUCGCGUCGUCUCGGAUUGUUGCUGAUCUGGGCUGGCGCUGGUUCUACUGGAUCAUGACGAUCCCUGCAGGCCUCGCAUUCAUUCUGAUCUUCGUAUUUGUCCCAGAGACCAAGUUUCCUCGGAGUCAAAAAUCACUUGAUGGUGACCUUAGCCUCGUCUCCCAGGGACAACUUCGCCCCGAGAUCGACCACGGCCUACAUGGCCGCAAGCGGUGGGGUUGGACGGUAUUUCAAUAUCGGGAGUGGCCACAGGCAUGGCACACAUUGAUUGAAAUGGGACAGUCGCUCCUCCUUCCGAACAUUCUCUGGAUCAUCCUUCUGAAUUCCGCAAGCAUUGGGACGAAUAUUGCAAACCAGAUGGCAGGCGGAGUGGUCCUUCUGCUCCCUCCUUAUUCAUUCCCUCAAUCCUCCCUUGGCUUCGUUACGAUCUCACUGUUUGUUGGUUCUAUCUUCAGCUUUGCCAUAUGCGGUAUUGGUGGAGACUGGCUUGCGGGAAGACUAACAAAGCGAAACAAUGGGCUUCGCGAGCCAGAGCAUCAACUCAUAAAUCUGGUUUUGCCGAUCAUUGCCACUAUUGUUGGGAAUGUCUGGUUCGGUGAUAUUGGCGAGCACCCGGAGAAGUAUCACUGGAUUUGGUUCUUCGUGUCGAAUGCCAUCUUGGGAUUCGGCUUCAUAUCUAUUAACUCAGUGGCUUCAGUGUAUGCGAUUGAGUGCUACCCAAACAUGGCAGGUUCCCUUCUGGUGGUCGUUUCUGCCUUACGAAAUAUCAUUUCAUUUGGGAUCUCCUUUGGCGUGUAUGGAUUCAUCGAUCUUCAAGGCUUCAUUGGCACCUUUGGAAUCCUUGGUGGGGUCAGUGGCGCAAUUGGACUGGGGAUAAUCCCAGUGUGGAGUAUGUGUCCCUAA